CUUCACAGCUCCAGGGGUUUAAGACCUCACGGCAGCUUCCCUGGGACGGCGAUGGGUGGUCUGGCCCCCGGGUGCUCGGAGAGCCGGCCUGGGGCCACACCAGGCACCGCUGUGGCCGUUGAACCCUGGGCUGCCCUCUCACCCAGCCCUGGCUGUCCAUUUGGCAGCAGCUGGGUAACCUGUGCCCCCUCGCUGCUAGGUGUGGAGAGUGGGUUCCUCACACCUGUUCAAUACCUGACUCUUUCUUUUCUGCUUCUUCCUAUUUUAGAAUCACUGAAGAAUUUCUCACAUUCUACACCACCAGAGGCUGCUGGGCAUAGCAGAGCUAAGCCCCGUGUCUCCAAUAUGGAAGUGCAGAACCAGACAUGGGUCACCCAGUUCAUUCUGGUGGGGUUCCCGGGGAGCUGGGGCGCCCGUGCAGCCAUGUUCCUGAUGUUCCUUGUAGCCUAUAUUUUGACCGUGGCUGAAAACACCAUCAUCAUCCUGCUGGUGCAGCAGAACCGGCCACUGCACAAGCCUAUGUACUUCUUUCUGGCCAACCUGUCCUUCCUGGAGACCUGGUACAUCUCCGUGACCGUACCCAAGUUGCUGUUCAGUUUCUGGUCUGUGCGCAGCAGCAUCUCCUUCACGCACUGCAUGAUACAGCUUUACUUCUUCAUCGCGCUCAUGUGCACAGAGUGUGUGCUGCUGGCUGCCAUGGCCUAUGACCGCUACGUGGCCAUCUGCCGCCCGCUGCACUACCACACCGCUAUGAGCCACGGGCUCUGCUUCCGCCUGGCUCUUGCCUCCUGGGCCAUAGGCUUUGGCAUCUCCUUGGCCAAGAUCUACUUCAUCUCUCGUCUCGACUUCUGCGGCCCCAACGUCAUCAAUCACUUCUUCUGUGACAUCUCUCCAGUGCUCAACCUCUCCUGCACCGACAUGUCCCUGGCCGAGUUGGUGGACUUCAUCCUGGCGCUGGUCAUCUUCCUCUUCCCCCUGUCUGUCACCGUCCUGUCUUAUGGGUGCAUCCUGGCCACCGUUCUACGCAUGCCCACGGGAAAGCAGAAAGCCUUCUCUACGUGCGCCUCCCACCUCGUGGUGGUCACGGUCUUCUACUCGGCCACGAUUUUCAUGUACGCCCGGCCCCGAGCCAUCCACGCCUUCAACAUGAACAAAGUCAUUUCCAUCUUCUAUGCCAUCGUCACCCCUGCUCUCAACCCUUUCAUUUAUUGCCUGAGGAACCGAGAGGUCAAGGAGGCUCUGAAGAAACUGGUCUACUGCCCGGCCAUCUGCUCUGAGUCGUCUCUUACAAAUGAAUAGAAGGAAACACAGGAUCUGGUGUGCGGCCUGCCCUUCCAUCCCCAGUCCUUUCUCCUUUAACGCCUCAGCUGGGUGGGGCUCCUGUGAACAGGGCGUCACCACAUCCACAUCAACCUGAGGCCUACCUCCGAGCAUGUGUGCCGUGCUCUGUGGAAAUAGCCCUUGUGUAGAGAAUUCUCUUUGGCUGGGCCCCAACGAUGAGGUCUCUAGGCUGGGAGUAAAUACUAAGCUGAGUUAGGCGGGGAGAGAGGUGGCAGCCUAUGGGUUAGCUCUUUGGGGAUACAGCACGUAUAAGGGCUUCGAGACCCACAGACUGGUGCUGGCUUCCUGAGCUCCCGGCUUCCAGACUGAGUGUGGGGGCGUGGCUUCCCCACGAUUUCACUCUGGAUGGUGAGCUGGGGGUCAGUCUUGGGGGCAGAGAGUGGAGACUGUUCUGCUAGGCCUUCCACCGUGUUUCGUCGGCACCUGGUUCCCUGUAUUAGAUACCUUCCUGCUUCCAACGGCGAUAGCACUUUCUGUUAUCUGUGCGUGACAGGUACCUUAUACAAUUGCAUCCCGUGUUCUGAUACCACUUAUACAGUUGCUUUGUGUUUGCCUUCCACCCUUCCCCUCUAGAUGUCACAACAGGUUUGUUGGCAUCCUCUAGUGGAUGAGCACAAAAUAGAUGACAAGUAAAAUGAUCAAAUGUACUGU
This is a messenger RNA of Phyllostomus discolor (pale spear-nosed bat), 1992 nucleotides long. Its product is annotated as olfactory receptor 6B1. The coding region runs from base 52 to 1299 and encodes 415 amino acids. Gene Ontology annotation, cellular component: membrane. Gene Ontology annotation, molecular function: G protein-coupled receptor activity; olfactory receptor activity. Gene Ontology annotation, biological process: G protein-coupled receptor signaling pathway. The transcript is spliced from 2 exons. Lineage: Eukaryota; Metazoa; Chordata; Mammalia; Chiroptera; Phyllostomidae. The record is from RefSeq and is a predicted model, not a curated record.